Molecule: messenger RNA, 3775 nt
Organism: Esox lucius (northern pike)
Lineage: Eukaryota; Metazoa; Chordata; Actinopteri; Esociformes; Esocidae
Gene: tlcd4a
Product: TLC domain containing 4a
Exons: 7
Coding region: 304-1092 (262 amino acids)
Biological process (GO): lipid homeostasis
Cellular component (GO): endoplasmic reticulum; membrane
Source: RefSeq, a predicted model, not a curated record
CCAAUACCAUAUAGCGCCUAGGCUUACAGUUACCUCCCUAUCAUUUCACUAAGCAAUCAUCAGUCUGCAUCGCAAAUCGUGUUUUUUUGUGGAUUUAUCGAAUACAAUACAGUCUGCAAUUAACGUUUGUACGGUAGAAUCGAUCUAGUAGGCUAUGAGUAGGGGAGCUAGGCCUAUCUGUUCAUCAAAAUGACUGAACAUUUAAUUCGACAUCAUUUACCAUGCCUUCGCACCAUCCCAAACCAGUUGAGUGCGGAACACACAUCUGAAUGAAAGACUGAAUGAGAGUGGGCUUUGGCGGCCAUGGAUCCAUUCAGCCAGCUGAUCCUGGUCAUCGCAGUCGCCAGUUUCCUUUUCUUCCAGUGGCUCUUCCACCGUGCCAGCCCCUGGGUCUCCACACGCGUCAGCCCUGGCUUUCUACGCCUUGCAGAAAAGCAGAAGGUGGAAUGGAAUUCAAGGACGGUGUCCACACUCCAUGCAUUGGUGGUGGGACUCUUCUGCCUCUACAUCCUCUUGUUUGAUGACGCUGUCAAUGAAGACCCUGUCUGGGGAGAUCCCACACUUGUGAAGAUAAAUGUUGGCAUGACAACAGGCUACCUCAUAUCUGAUCUGCUACUAAUAUUUUACUAUUGGAAGGCGAUAGGAGACAAGUAUUUUGUACUGCACCACCUGGCAGCGUUGUAUGCUUACUACUAUGUACUGGGACAAGGAAUGUUGCCUUAUUUUGCUAACUUCCGUCUACUUGCAGAGUUCUCCACGCCAUGUGUGAAUCAGCGCUGGUUCUUUGAAGUGUUAGGUUACCCUAAGUCCUCCAGGCCCAACAUCGCUAAUGGGAUGGCCAUGGCCGUCGUCUUCUUCCUGGUUCGCAUCGCCAUCAUGCCGCUUUAUUACAGCCGAAUGUGGGCUGUAUACGGUACCGAUGCCUUCUACCGCGUCCCGCUGGGAGGCCGUGCUGCCUGGAUCAUUUCCAGCGUCUGUCUGGAUGUCAUGAACGUCAUGUGGAUGCACAAGAUUGCCCGCGGCUGCUACAAGGUCAUGCGCUCUGGCCGACGGCACAAAGUAGAGACACAGGAGAAUGGAAAGACAGACUAGGAAGUAAAAGGACUGUUGACGUAAUGGGUAAGGUGAUCCAGUCGAACCCCUGUCCCCUUUUUAAUGUUUUGCUGUCAAAUAACUAAACAAAAGCAAAGUCUUGCACUGACAACAUUUUAUGGUAGUGGGCGCAGGACAUUUCUGUGCCUCUUUUGAAGAUUUUGCUGGAUGUGGACAAAAAGACAGUAACAAGGGCAGUGAUGAGUUAAGCUGCCUUUUAGCAAUACGUCUACGCAUGCUAAAUUUUUUUCUCUGCAUUUCAUCACAAAACAGCAUGUCUGGGAUUAUGUCAAUUUUUCCAAAAAUAUUUUACAAAGUCAGAGUUUACUUCUUAUUCCAAACUCAAUUUGCUCCCCAAAAUUCCUUGACAUGCUUUGUUUUUUUUUUUUUCCUUUUGAUAUUCUGGUUGCUGAAUCCCAAGCAUUACAUAUUUUAAUUUUAAAUACACAGGAAUUAUUAUUGCCUGUUUUUAGAAACCUACCAACCCAACUAAAUUCAGAAAACUUGUCUAUAUUGAUACAUUUCAUCCCAAGACUCAUGAAGAGGAACAGGAUGCAACAUAUUCCCCUUGAAGCAUAAGGGUAUAAUUCAGAAGACUGGAUGGACAUGUAGUACAAAUAAACCUGUAGCUGAAAACUCUCAAUGAAUCACACUGAAACAAAGCCAAUGUUAAUUAAGAUCGAUAUAAACCUGGCUAAAGUGGCCCUCCCAUGGGUCACUCCAUCUUUGAAAGGUUCAAGUAGGUGAGGGGGAAAGUUAGAGAAGAGAUGCAUGAACCAAUUCCUCACAUUUGCCAAGCCAGGUUAGAGAUUGUUGAGUAUUGUUUAUUUUAAUAUGUAUGUUGGUAUUUUGUUUUAAUUAUAGAGGUGAAAGCAGUCAUUGCACUUUGCUUGUUACGCCAUAGGAUAUGUCACUCUGCUUGCAUGUCUGACCAAAAGGAUGUUGAAAAGGAAUUUUGAGAAUGUGUUAGUUACAGUAAUAGGGAAAAGCAGCAUGAGAGCUUCUUCACAGAUUUCUUAGGGGCAGAUAAAAGAAAUGUGAGCUUUUUGUCUUCAACAUUUCAAUAAUGUAUAAUUAUAACAUGCCAUUAUCACAACAUGUACAGUUUAUUAUUAUUUUUUUUCUCUUUCUGUUUUUACAAACACACUGUCAAAACCAAGAUAUAUGUACAGUCAUCUGGUGCAUGCUGCAGUCCAUAUAAUGUCUGGGUAUCAAAUCAAUAUAGAAUUUGAGUUUACUGUGUGUUUAGAAGAGGGGUCAUUGACACAAUGUUAUUGAUUUAGUAUGGCUCAUCUGAGUUGACCAAUAGCUACCAAAACCCACCUUGGUGUAAGAAAUUUCUGACCUUCAUCAAAUAUAAUUUAUUAUUAACAGUUAUGUAACAGAGCAGCACGUCAAUGUUUGUACUAAUAUAUUUAUUCUUUAAGGAGACAUAUAAUUCAUAAGCAUAAGAGUUUCAUGAUGCAUCUUCAGUAGGCUUUCAUAAUACAGUGACAUAGGCCUCCAUAAUGCCUUCUUUCUGAGCAGUUUAAUGUAAAGUGCACAACAUUAAAGACUAUUAAUUAACUUUGGAAAAGAGGGUAUCAUACUACACUUGUAUUUUACUGGAGGGAUGACUUAACACAGAUUAAGUGAGAAUAAAUAGGAACUAGCACUGUCCUCAUCAAAUGAAGUUACUUUUUCAGAAUUUUUUGAUUAAUGAACUUUGUACUUGCAUUUUGAACUUACUUUAUUGUCUAUGGUGGAUAAAAGGAAGCAUUUUAUAGUAUGUGAAUGAAAAUAGUGAACUCAAAACAUUUUUGGCCUUGGUCUUGUUCUGCAGUCUUAUCUGGCACUUGCCUUUUAUACAACAAAGAUCUUUUGUUACAGCUUUUCCAAUGCAAUGUCUAUAAUGUGUUUAUACUUUUUGUGUGAAUGUCCAUUUCAGUAGUCCACUUCACUGUGAUUAGUUUAUCUUGUAUGUUCACUUGGAAAUAGUCACUGAAAUGUGUGCCCCCCGUAGCCUAUAGAGCGCUGUUAACUGUAGCCUAUAGAGCGCUGUUAACCGUAGCCUAUAGAGCGCUGUUAACCGUAGCCUAUAGAGCGCUGUUAACCGUAGCCUAUAGAGCGCUGUUAACCGUAGCCUAUAGAGCGCUGUUAACCGUAGCUUAUAGAGCGCUGUUAACCGUAGCCCAUAGAGCACUGUUAAUCAUUGUCUAUAGAGCAUUGUUAACCAAAGCUCAAUAAAUAACAAACCUUGACCUUGUUAUAUUAUAGUAUCCAUAUCAACUAUCCUGACUGAUUUGAAAGGAUGGGUGAUAAUGUGAUCCUGGGGUUUAUUGAAUAGAACCUGUUUAUUUUGCAUAGUGGUUGAGAACAUCAGCACUCAGUUCCGUUUUUGUUGUAGUUGCAUGGUCAUGCAUGAUCAUGCUUCUCUCCUUACACGCCCUCUAUAAUUGCAUGCCGUAUUGCAUGGAGAUAGCACUGUCAACAAAAAGCAAUUUUUAAAAGCAAAACUGUAUAUUAUUUUUUUAAAUCCUGGAUAUGUACAUGAUGUCAUUAUUAGGUAGCCUACUUCUUUCAUUAUGUAGUCCAGUGAGGAUGAUGCAGGUGUUGCCUUGUAUUUCAAUAGUCUGAAUUUUAUUUUUAUGUAGACACUCUAAAAAAAAAAUCUGUGUUUUAAUAGAUUUCACCUGAGUUUUAA